Messenger RNA from Capsella rubella, 1276 nucleotides. Its product is annotated as transcription initiation factor TFIID subunit 8. Gene Ontology annotation, cellular component: transcription factor TFIID complex. The record is from RefSeq and is a predicted model, not a curated record. Bases 168 to 1013 code for a protein of 281 amino acids. NCBI's taxonomy places the organism in Eukaryota, Viridiplantae, Streptophyta, Magnoliopsida, Brassicales, Brassicaceae. The transcript has a single exon. Gene Ontology annotation, molecular function: protein heterodimerization activity.
CUUCGUGGUUCGUACGUGCUGAGUAUAUUAAAAAGAAGAAUCACCUAAUAACCAAAGCGACGCCGGUUCGAAUCUCACAAAGUAUUUUAGGGUUCUUUAAAAAAAUAUCAAGCUUUUUACAAAUUCGCCUCCUUCUUUCUCGAUCCUCUCAAAAAUCUCCACCACCAAUGAAGCGACGCCGUAACUCCAAACUCAAAUUCGAAGAACCCUCCGACCAAUCCCCGACAACCACGGCGGAUUUCACCUUCUCACUCACCAGAAUCGCCGUCAGUCAAAUCUGCCAAUCUACUGGAUACAAAUCCGCCGAUUCAUCCGCUCUCAACACUCUAACCCAAAUCACAGCCAAAUUCUUACAAUCCCUCGCCGGACUCGCUUCGUCGUUCUCGAACGCCGCUAAUCGUACGGAGGCUAAUCUCUUCGACAUCGUCAACGGCUUACAAGACAUCGCUUUAUCCACCUCCGAUUGUUUCCCCGGCGGCUCUACCGUCCACGAUAUUGAAUCACAGUGUUUGAUCAAAUCCGCUGUUCUCCGUAACCUCUCCGAUUUCGUCAAGUAUGCUCCUGAGAUCCCUUUCGCUAAGCCGUUACCGAAGCCGGAAAGAAACGGAUCAUCGGGAAGAGAUUUGGAUCACGCGGCGGUGGAGGUGAAGUAUGUUCCAGCUUGGCUUCCGCCUUUUCCUGACGCUAGUCUCUACUCCGAUCGGUGUACCAAGAUUGAUAGAUCUGAAUAUCAUCACUUGUGGGAAAACUCUGAUUCCGUUACUGAUCGUGAGAGUUUGAAAUCUAAGAGUUUUAGAGGUGGUAGAAGCGCCGGAAAAUUACCACAGAGGAGAGCGAGAGUUAGAUUCAAAAUGGAACGAGAUAAUAGUAUUGGUGGUGGUGGACCUGGUGGUGGUGAUACCAGAAUUGAGAGGUGGCGGGAUAAUGACGGUGGUGAAUCUGGCCGUGAUGUUGAGGUGAAGAAGAAAAUUAUAGAUGAAUAUUUUUACAGUGCCGGCGAGUGGCCGAUUUAAGUUUAAAAAUAAUACAAACCCGUGAGACGUGUAAGAUGGAUUCGAACCGGAGACGUUUUGAGGAACCGUGCACUUUGCUAAUUGGUGUUAUACCGCACGAGCUGCAUCUCUGAAAGUUUCAGCGCACCAGUUGCUGUUUUUAUAUACUAUUGAUAUUGUGGUUACUAUAUUUUUUAUACUAUUGAUAAUAAUUUGAUAGUAUGGUUAUUUUCAUACUAUUGAGCACUUGAUUAGGUGUUUCUAUUAAAGAUUAGUUUGUUUCA